This is a messenger RNA of Microthlaspi erraticum, 597 nucleotides long. The record is from the annotation of a GenBank genome assembly. Lineage: Eukaryota; Viridiplantae; Streptophyta; Magnoliopsida; Brassicales; Brassicaceae.
AUGUCCCGCGGUCAAGCCGUUCAAGCCUUUGCCACCAUAAGCCGGGCACGACCGCACCGCGCGAACCGGGAAGCAUCGCCUCGCGGCCGUGCGGCACAACUCACGAGUUAUAGCCAAAAGAGUGGAGACUGUCCAGACGGCUCUAUCGAGAGAGCAGCGCCCAAACCGCGCAGUCCGGCUGGCCGAGGAACGCAUGUUCCGCGCUCGGCCAAAGCUGCGUCCGUCCGACUGAAGUCUCGGCCAAGUCCAAAACCACUCGGCCGAUCAAGCAUCACGACCCGGGAAACAUACGCCCGCGGUCGGCCACGCCACAACUGGCCGCGUCACAACCGCGCACGACCAAAGCGCGCGAGCCGGGAAGUAACGCCUCGCGGCCGCGCAACUCACCUCACGUGCAUGACUAGGAGGUCCAACAAGGACAACCUAGUUGAACAUCCAGAGAUAGACAAGCUUGAGAAGCAACUUAGGAAGCAAAAGCCCAAGAGAUGGCCGACGAAGCAGCUCGCGCUCACGCCGCUGAAGUGGCGCGCGCUCAAGAAGAAGGAAGAGAUCCACCUCCUCCUCCUCCUAAUCCACAAGACCCUGCUGGAGAUGUGA